AUGGUGGACGUCGAUGGGGUGUCGCGUCAGCAGGUGGACGACGUGUACGGGGUGGUGGAGGAGUACGAUCAGCAGCAGCUCAUGCAGCAGCAGCAGCAGCCGGAGGAGGAGAAGCUGUCGGCGGAGCAGCAGCUGCUGGUGCAGCUCGCGAGCGAUCACUCGCUGUGCGCCUCGCGCAGGGAACUGCGGAAGAGCGACAAUUCGUCGAUGGGACUCUACCACGACUACCAGGGCGAGAAGAAGGCGAAGGAGCAGCAGCUGCCGCCGCCGCCGCCGCCGCCGCCGGUCGGCGCCGGCCACGCGGAGACGCGUGCGAGCAAGAAGGCGCGGUACGACUUCUACUGCGAAAAGUGCGACGUCGUCUGCUUCACCGCCGAGAAGCUGCACGAGCACCUGGCCGGCCGCAAACACCAGACCUUCGUCCGACCGCCCGAGGCCGGCGCGCCGCACAACAGCAACAGCAGCAACAACGCCGCCAACCACGCGCAACAACGCCACGGCAACAGCGACGGCCACAGCCACCACAGCAACAACCGGCGACACUCGUCAUCGUCGUGGUCGGAGCGGGAGCGGGACCGCGACCGUAGCAAUCAUCGGUUCAACCACCACGACAACCACCACCACCACAUGGGCAGAGAGCCGUACGGCGGCGGCGGCGGCAACCGCGACCGAGACGAGCGGGACAACAGAGGCGCCCGAAAGCGAGGACGAAACGAUGACGACGACGGUUACUAUGGCGGCGGUGGAGGGCAGUCCUGGGCGCCGCAUCACAACCAACACCACCAGCCGGUGCCACUGCUGCCGCACAACACAGCUGCCGGCUACCAUCACCCGCCGCCGGCGCCGGCGCCGCUCUUCCGGUGUCAGCUGUGCGAAGGGUUCGGACACACGGCCAAGGAGUGCCCCUCCCUCGCCCGCGCCGCGCAGCCGCCCGCCUAUGUCCACCACCAGGCACCGGUGCCGCCGCCUUACGCUGCUGCUACUGCCCCUUCACCCUACGCAUCCGCCUACGUCGCAUCGCCAGCUGCCUCGCCCGCCUACGCCCCUGCCUCCACGGCCUCUUCGCCCUACACGGCCUCUUCGCCCUACACGACCUCGUACGGUGGCUACGCACCGGUGGCGUCGGCCCCGCUCUACGCCGCUCCCCCUCCACCCUACGCCGCACCCGUGGCACAGCCGAUGCAUCCUCAUCAUCAUCAAGGCUAUGGCGCGGCCACCCCUGUGUACGGCGGCAGUGGUGGUGGUGGUCACGUGGCCUACGCCCCGCAGUCGCCCUACGUUGGCCGACCUGCGGCCCCAGCCACCGGGUUCGGGACCACCGCGCCCGCGCCCUUCGGACCACCACCGCGGCCGAUCCCACCACUGCCUUCCUCCGCCCGCACCUUCCGCCCCAGAAACAGUUGA
Messenger RNA from Acanthamoeba castellanii str. Neff, 1404 nucleotides. RefSeq names its product zinc knuckle domain containing protein. The transcript is spliced from 2 exons. The record is from RefSeq and is a predicted model, not a curated record. Bases 1 to 1404 code for a protein of 467 amino acids. Gene Ontology annotation, molecular function: zinc ion binding; nucleic acid binding. Lineage: Eukaryota; Discosea; Longamoebia; Acanthamoebidae.